ACGAAAAAUACCAUAUGGGUCGACUCGUUUUGUGAUUAGAAAAUGGCAAAACUUUCAGAAAUAACAUUUAAAGACCAAGGCAUGGCAUCAGCAGACGGCUUUUGGUCAGCUGUAGAUGUUUGGAUUCACAAACCUCAUGUUGUCAAUAAAAGACUGUGUGCUGCAAAAACUGAAGAGAAAAGAGAGGUUGAUGUGUCGGAGUUGGGACAACUCUUGUCUGGUUAUUGGUAUGAUGAUAUUAAAGAACUCAAUUCAGUAUUGAACUAUUUAAAUGAAAAACAUGACGUUUGCCUCAGUCAACCUGCAGAGGAACCACGGUGUUUUAUUUUACGGUCAUUAAUACCAAAAGUAAACCCAGACGGCGUUCCCUUCAAGAGAGAGAUGGUUGUGAAAGAUGUUGUUAAUCAGCGUGUGACUUUUCUGCCUUUGGAGGAAGAUAUUGAGGGGCACGCUGUUCUUAAGAGAAGCAAUAUUUACCAAAUCCAACUUGAACAAGUAAACAGUGAAGAAUGGUCUAUUUCUAUUUCAACACUGUGCUCAGAAGGCUGGGAUUCGGAUGGGGUAAUUUACCCUAAACUUGCAUGGCUGAGCACAGAACUGCUAUCCAAGCUAGCAAAGUGGUCCACAGAAAACAAGAAGAGUGAAUUUAAAAGCACGCUUUCACUUAUUGCAGUGGAAAAGUACAGCCACUUAUAUCAGCAGCUGAAGGAAAAAUACAAAGAAAUGGUCAAAGUCUGGCCUGAAGUCACUGACCCUGAAAAAUUUGUAUAUGAGGAUGUUGCCAUUGCAACAUAUUUACUGGUAAUGUGGGAGGAGGAGCGCAAAGAAAAAGAUUUAGCUGAAAAGCAAUCCUUUGUGGACCUGGGAUGUGGAAACGGUCUUCUAGUUCAUAUUUUAAGCAAUGAAGGGCAUCCUGGAAGAGGCAUUGAUGUGAGGAAAAGAAAGAUCUGGGAUAUGUAUGGGCCGCAAACACACCUGGAGGAAUGUGCAAUUACCCCAAAUGAGAACUUCUUAUUCCCAGAUGUUGAUUGGUUGAUUGGAAACCACUCGGAUGAACUUACUCCAUGGAUACCAGUAAUGUCCUCUAGGUCUUCUUAUUCCUGCCGGUUCUUUGUGUUGCCUUGUUGUUUUUUUGAUUUCAUUGGAAAGUACAAUCGAAGACAAUGUAAGAAGACCCAAUACAGGGGAUAUAUAGAUUUUAUUGCUGAAGUGGCCUCUGCCUGUGGAUUUGAUGUGGAAGAGGACUGUCUGAGGAUUCCUUCAACAAAACGGGUAUGCCUUGUAGGUAAGACUAGAACAUAUGACUCCUCAUGUGAAGCCCAAAUAGAUGAACAAAGAAUACAACUUAUUAAGAACAGACAGGUCUGCAGUGGAAUAAACGGUCAAACAACUGACUCCAAACUGGUCACAGAUUGCUCACUAGGUCAUAAUGCAGAAAACUCUAGUGAUGCUCUUAACGGCGUUGAAAGAGUACAGGAAGCAAGCUUUGAACCUGAAACCCAAACGUGUGCCAGCAGGAACUGGGCUGCUGGAUUUCAACCCAGAGAGAAGGAGAUACAUGUCAGGAACUGUGCCUCUCUCCCUCGCAAUUUCAUUGACAGGGUGGUCUUGCAAGUGGCAAAUGCUCUUCUGGAUUUGAAUAAAGGAGUAGUUCGUGGCUGCGUAGAGGGAUGUAACAUUUGGAAUAGGGGAGGAAGCCUUUCUGUUCGAGAGGUGGCAGAGCUCUUAGACAAAGAGACAUUGCAAAACUUGAAAAAUGAAUGUGGCGGCAUACAGACACUUCUUAAGAACAACCAUCAGGUAUUCAGAGUUCUCUGUGGGAUGGUUCGAAUUCGUGACUGGAGAGAGGAGACUGGAGGCAGGAAAGCCAAGCCUGAUCCCAAAAGAAAGCUGUCUUCUGAGGUUUUGAAGACGCGGUUAUGUUGGUUCUUUGUGAAUCACCCAGAUGGCUGCCCCAUCACCUCUGAAUCCUGUCUAUUUGCACAUGGGCCAGAGGAGCUCAGACCAUCGGCAUUCAAGAGUAAGAAACAAAAGUAAAAGGUUUAUUUGUCAAGAAUUGAUACUCUCGUUUCAAGACCAGACUAUCAUGCUGUUACUUAAGGCCUAUUCAUAAAUAUUUUACGAUGAUAAAGAAAACUUUCCUGUUUUUUAAAUGUGUGUGUGUACAGUAUGUAUGCAUCUCUCUCGAUAAAUACAUACUAAUUUUUUUACAUAUAAUUGCUCUCCACGAGACUUGGAUUUUCAGUACCCAUGCCAAUUUUCUUGAAAGGAGUGUUGUGUACAAUUGAUUACAUUUUGAGAUGUGGGAGUUAGUUUUUCUAGUACCAAACCUAUUGUACUUAACAUUAAUCAGUCAGGCUAGUUUUCAAGGAACCUGUUCUUUUAAACAGCUAUACUAAUGAUGAAAUAUAUCAAAAAUUGUCUUCCCUUUGCUGUUCAACCAAACCUGCUAUUAGGAAACUGGUGUACAAACAUGAUCAGAUUUACAUUUUCAGUGUUAUUGGCUAUACUAAGAAAAUAAAUAUAACGUUUAGAAUGACAGAGAUACCGUCUCGGCCAUCAUUUAGAGCACAUCGGCUCUGGAGUACACUUCUCAACUGGGUUGAAUAUUUUAUUGUUACUGUUAGAAAAGUAGGGUGUUUUGUAAUUUUUCCUCACCUUGUUUUAUUAGGAAACAGAUGUGACCCUGUACACUACAUCAGCUGUUUUUUAGUCUGUUGGUAAUAAGUUAUCUUUUAUAACAAAUGCUUGUUCUAUGCAUCACUGCGGUUAAUGAGAUCCCAUGGUUAUUUUGCAUGUUUAUAGUUUUUGUACAUUAACCCCUUAACAAACUAAGCAUUUGAUAAGCCCACUGAAUAACACUAAAUGGGCUGUAACAAUAUGGCCACGAUAUUGAUAACAUGGUUAAGUGACCCCACUGCGAUUCUAAAAUUCAUGCUUCCCAGGGUCAAAAAUGGAUGCCUCCCACCUUGUCUCACUGCAGGCAAUAACCCCCCCCCAGCAGAUCUUUUUCAAUUGAAGGACCUCCCCUGUGGACAUGAAAAGGGUUAAGAGAGAAUGGGAACUGCCACAUUUCUCUUUUAUCAAACUGUUAACAUCAUAAAUAAUUCCAGCAAGAAGCAAUGGGAGGUGUUGUUAGAAGGCCACUGUCCCUGCACACAUGACCCACCUCCUAAAAAUGUAACUUUUAAACAAGAAUAAAAGUGGCAGACUGUCAAAUGGUAUCUUUUGAGGGAUCAGAUAAAAUGAGUGUAAAAACAAAUCUCACGAGGGUUAAAAAGAUGAUCCAAUAUGUUGAUUGAAUCAUUCCAGGGUUUUGGUUUGAGUAUAAUUCUUCAUGCAUAAGCACCACAAUAAAAAGAUUUGACAUUUAAGUCAGUGUGAAAUGAGUCAAUAUUGGAGAGAAGGAAUGAUUGUUAUAUUUGCAGGGCGUUGCAGUUAUAGUUUGGUUGAUGCUGAAGAUUAGCAGUCCUGAGGCUGAAAAUAAAAAUCAACAUGGUACAGUAUCUGUGUCUUUUGCAGUGUGAUUUGAAUUCAUUAACAUUUGUUGUGUGCAGUUUGGUGUGACUUUAUUUUUAUUUUUAUUAUUAUUAUUAUUAUUUUUAACCUACGUUAAACAGGGAGGCGUAGGACAAAUGACAGCCACAGUGGCAUAAAUUUGUCCUGUUUGAAUAUCUGAUCAAAAGAGAAAUAAUGUAGCACCUCAAUGGAGUUCAUUGCAUACUUUUUUUUUAAUGAAAAGGAAGGUUAUUAACUUGCAGAUAUUUUUAUUAAAUGAAGUCAGCCUGCCAUUUGUGUUCGGACAUUUAAACCACAGGCACUAAUUAUUACACAGUGUAACAAAUUUUUUUAUUUUUUUUGUUCCUGGGUAGUAAGUGUUAUUUCCUAAUUGC
Molecule: messenger RNA, 3893 nt
Organism: Polyodon spathula (Mississippi paddlefish)
Lineage: Eukaryota; Metazoa; Chordata; Actinopteri; Acipenseriformes; Polyodontidae
Gene: trmt44
Product: tRNA methyltransferase 44 homolog
Exons: 11
Coding region: 43-2037 (664 amino acids)
Biological process (GO): tRNA methylation
Molecular function (GO): tRNA (uridine) methyltransferase activity; metal ion binding
Source: RefSeq, a predicted model, not a curated record